CCGUAUCGCAGCAGCACUGGGACCUGCUCAGCUCCUCAUCACAUUCAGCCGGUCAGAGGAUGGAGGCGAGGUGAGCACACAUCUCAUUGGCUCCUGCUGGUCCAUUUAAAGGAAUCCAACUGGUUUGUCCUUUAAGAUCCUUCAGCAUGUCAUAGGAGGAACUUUAAACGUUCGCUAUUUUCUGAAAGGGACCAUAAAUCUUUGAAGAUCCAUUUUGGAGCGUGGAGCAACGUCUUUGAGCCACUUUUAUACACAGCCUACGUAAGAGAAUCUCAUCAGUGAUCGACGAUUUCAGAGCAGGCAAAGCAAUAUUUCUUGCCUCACUAAAAUACCUGGCUAUAAUGCAAGAGGGAUCUCAAUAGGGUUACUUAAAGAGACUUUUUUUUCCAGACCCAAAAGAUAUGAACGAUUAACACUUUUAUUGAUCAGCUGAUCUCGUAUUACUCAAGUCAUGGAACAAUGGGACGUUUUUUUAUAAGUAGCUUCAUUAUAUUUUACCGACGAUAUGGAGAGUUCGCCAUGCGCUCCUUUGGGAACCGCUGCUGUAGGUAACUUUUAUACCAUGGAUUCAGGAGGGCUUUCAACAAGUUUUAGGGCUCGUUUAUCUUCUGGAACGUGAUUCGAAUUGAAGCUGAGGUAAUUACGCAAAGGCUGCAGGAUUUCUGAAGACUUCUGAAGAGGUUUUUGUCAUUCAUUUAUCGCACGAUCCGGAGCAGAUCUCAUCGGCUCUUAUGGGAAUUAAACACUCCUCCCGCUGUUUGCUCCUCAGGAGAAAAAUGGCGGAUUCGGAGAGCACUGAGCAACAGCCCCUGAGUGCCGCCCCAUCCCAGUCGGUCCAGCCAUCUCCUCUGCCCAAACCAGUGUCAUCAGUCCAUCAUGCCCAGCGUCCCACACACCCAUCCCACGCGCCUCACACCCCUCACUCAGCCAGCUUACCCAGCUGCCCAGGCAGAGGAAAAAUGGCCAAGUUCCUCAACCCCGACGAAAUGACCUCAAGGGAUUACUAUUUUGAUUCGUACGCUCACUUCGGCAUUCAUGAGGAAAUGCUAAAGGAUGAAGUGAGAACGUUGACAUACAGAAACUCCAUGUACCAUAACAAACACAUCUUCAAGGACAAGAUCGUGCUGGACGUGGGGAGUGGUACUGGCAUCCUCUCCAUGUUUGCUGCCAAGGCCGGAGCCAAGCACGUGUAUGGGAUUGAAUGCUCAAGCAUAUCAGAAUACUCCGAGAAAAUCAUCAAGGCCAAUCAUCUGGACAGUGUUAUAACCAUCUUUAAAGGGAAAGUGGAAGAGACGGAGCUACCGGUAGACCAGGUGGAUAUUAUCAUCUCAGAGUGGAUGGGUUAUUGCCUUUUUUAUGAGUCCAUGCUCAACACGGUCAUCUACGCCAGGGAUAAAUGGCUGAAACCUGGAGGUCUGAUGUUUCCAGACAGGGCUGCUCUAUAUGUGGUGGCCAUUGAAGACAGACAGUACAAGGACUUCAAGAUUCACUGGUGGGAGAACGUUUAUGGUUUUGACAUGACCUGCAUCAGGAACGUAGCAAUGAAAGAGCCACUGGUGGACAUCGUGGACUCCAAACAAGUGGUAUCCAACGCCUGCCUGAUCAAGGAAGUGGAUAUUUAUACAGUGAAGCCAGAGGAACUAUCCUUCACCUCCUCCUUCUGUCUGCAGAUCCAGAGGAAUGAUUAUGUCCACGCUCUGGUCACCUACUUCAAUAUCGAAUUCACCAAGUGUCAUAAAAAGACUGGCUUCUCUACAGCACCAGACGCCCCAUACACACACUGGAAGCAGACAGUGUUUUAUCUGGAAGAAUAUUUGACUGUGAAAAGAGGAGAGGAGAUAGUCGGCACGGUCAGCAUGAAGCCAAAUGAGAAGAAUGCACGUGAUUUGGACUUUACCUUUGAGCUGGAUUUUAAAGGUCAGCUCUGUGAGGCCGCUAUCGCUCACGACUACAAGAUGCGUUAAGUAUCCAGCAGUGGCGAGAGACGGUUUCUGACAGCACUCAGAGAAGCAGUGGCAGGGGCCGCUCCGGAUCACAGCUACAGCCCCACUGCUGGGAAGAGACAGAGAUGAAGAAUGAGAAAGACCAGGACAGAAGUUGUUAUCUCUGGGAGUCUUGCCAGUGUUUUUGGAGCGGGGUGGCACUUCUAGCAAUAGCAGCCUUGCCUUCACCAACUCUAGCCUGCACUAGCGCGCCAUCUCUCCGACUGUUCAGGGGCCAACUAUGACAACACCCCACUGCAAACAAAAGAAUGUCAUGCUCUUAUGAAUGUUUAAGUGUUAGUUUAUGAUUACUUUGCAUUUACAUUAGGAGUGUGAGUUAAGAUGUUUCAUAUUGAAGGUUGUGCUUCCAAAACAAAGGCAUUAAGAAUAUUUCAAUGUAACAUAUGAUAUUAAGAGAAUAACUCCACUUAUAUAGUAAUAAUUCAUUUAAAUUUAAUCAGUGCUGGACUAUUUCAAUGUAGUAGAGUAAUCUCAUAGAUUUAAAUCAGGUUUUGAUGAAAUCCGAUUACACUAUGAAUUUAAUUUUAUAAUAUGAAGAUCAGUAGGUUCUGCAUCCUAUUGAAAGGGUUACUUCACCCCAAAAAAUGAAAACUUUGUCAUUAAUCACUUACCCCCAUGUCGUUCCAAACCCCUAAAUCCUUCGUUCGUCUUCAGAACACAAUUUAAGAUAUUUUGGAUGAAAACUGGGAGGAUUUUGACUGUCCCAUUGACUGCCAGGUAAAUACCACUGUCAAGACCAGUGUUGGGGAAAGUUACUUUUAAAAGUAGUGCAUUACAAUUUUGCGUUACUCCCUGAAAAAGUAACUAAUUUCGUUACUUAGUUAUUCAGUCAAUCAUGGGACCUCCCGGUUUUCAUCCAAAAUAUCUUAAAUUGUGUUUCGAAGACGAACAAAGCUUUCACGGGUUUGGAAGGACAUGGAGGUAAGCGAUUAAUGACAAAAUAUUCAUUUUGGGGUGGAGUAACCCUUUAUUUAUAUAUAAAACAACAUGUGAACACCGUUUCCUGAGAAUGACACAUCAAUCAUAAAAGAUAAAAGAUUUGGGGCAGUUAUAAACCAACAAAUGUUUCUUGCGUAGAGGAAAACGAAUCAGAAGCGAAUAAUGGAAAUCACGAGAGUACACAAGACUGCAAUACAGUGAUGUGCUGAAAAUGUAAAUUUGUUUUCUAGUAGCUUUAUGAGACUGCAAUAUGUAGUGUUAGUAUUAUUUAUGAUCCUAGAUGUGUGAUACUUACAUUUCCACUUGCAUCUGCUAACUGAGCACAGAGAAAGAGAAAAAGCACAUGAUACAUAUCAACAUAAAGAUAGCAUGAGAAAUGCUGGCUCUGUCUGCGGUGAGAUCUUGAUGAGCUGGACUCAGAUGGCACCUGCUGCUCUUCACCUGUGCUCUUAUUAGAGUCUUUGCCAAGGCAUGACUGGGAUCGUCCCGGUCCAUCUGUGACCCCUGUGCCACAGCUGAUUAUACUGUUCAAGUCCUCACCAAAGACAUUCAGUUCACUUGCAAAGCACAUUGUUCAUUAUGCGUUAUAUUUAUUGUUCAUAGUUUGUUUUUCUAUAGGUAGUAUUUAUCAGAUUCCUUGCUGGAAUAUUGUGCAAUAUUGGGAAGUGUGACUAUCUGUAUCUUUUGUGCAAAGAAUGUUUUCCUCAUCCAAUAUUGUAUUUUCAACUGAUAAGGUGUUUGGUAUUGAAAUUUGAGGUGUUGAUUAUUCUGCCAUGAUUUGAGCAUCUAUCAAGAAAAUAGUAAACUAAUUAAAGCUAAGUAAAAUGUUUAGGUGUACAAUAGCAUGCCUUAUUGAAAGCAUAUUUGGCUGUUUAUGAUGACAUGUUGCUGUUGUGAUAAAAACAUGAAAGUGAAACAAAAAAGACUGAACAUUUAUGAAACGUUGGUGAUGUGAGAUGGUGAAGCAAAUAAAAGUCAU
Labeo rohita (rohu) is the source of this 3921-nucleotide messenger RNA. RefSeq names its product protein arginine N-methyltransferase 8-B (gene prmt8a). Gene Ontology annotation, molecular function: protein-arginine N-methyltransferase activity. The transcript has 10 exons. The record is from RefSeq and is a predicted model, not a curated record. Gene Ontology annotation, biological process: peptidyl-arginine methylation. Lineage: Eukaryota; Metazoa; Chordata; Actinopteri; Cypriniformes; Cyprinidae. The coding region runs from base 732 to 1964 and encodes 410 amino acids. Gene Ontology annotation, cellular component: plasma membrane.